AUGGAAAUGGAAACGACAUACAGCCCCAGCAGCAGCAGAAGCAGAAGCAGCCUGCCAGGCGAUGCUCUAGAAACUUCGAUUGAGCGGCAGCAACAUCUGUCGCUGCCGACACUUACGCCACUCUACCUGCGAAGACAACAGCAGACACAACAACAACAGCAGCCGCAGCUGUUACCACCACGCCGCACAUCACAGCCGUCGUCGACGAGACGGAGUCGGCAGACGUCCACGAUCGUCUUUAUGCCGACCGUCCCCGACGACGACGAGGAGAUCUAUUUUCCGCUGUCACCACCACCUCCGCCGCUGCGGUACUCCCAGCUGUCCCAGUGGUCGGCCCUGCCGUCUCCUCUGCAGCCGUCACCACAGGCCAUCUACCCCGAGUACGGCUAUCCCAGCCAUGUCCGCCAGGCCCAUAGCAGUCUCGCCAGCAGCGGCCUGCUGCCGGACGUGAGCACCUACCAGCAGCAUGUCCAGCAGCAGCAUCCCGAGAACCACAACCGUCGCAUCGUACACGAGAGCGCUUCGGGCCCGCCGUCGGUGUACUGGUCCGAUGACGCCACCAGCUUUACCACGACCAAUCCCGAGACGGCCACCAUCCGCACCAUGGGCACCGUCAGCACGACCACGAAUCCGUCUGCGUUCACGUUUUAUCGCGAAAGCACGCCGCCACCACGCGAUUACGACGACGACGACGACUUCUACGAUGAAGACGACGGAGGCGACUUGGACAAGCGGACCUCCUACGUGCCAUCUUGGUCUAGUAGAAAGAGCAAGCAGCAAGAAUCAGGGGUGUUCGGAACGACAGGAACGAUUGGGCCGACAGGGCGAAUAGGGUCAGCGCCACCAGUGCCACCAGCAGCCGCCGCUGCAGCAGACGAACAGGGCCCAGGAGCCAAGCGCAACACGGCCAAGACCAGCAUCAGCAUCGCCCUGAGCGACCGGGACGACCACCGGACCACGGCCGACUUUGAGUUUGUCAACGGCCGCUAUGUGCCGCCGGGCAUGCGCGAGGGCCGUAUGCCCGGCCGCAUUCCACCCGGUGCGGCCGCGCUGGGCAUCGAAAAGUCCGGCCGCAGCCACCUCGGCCUCCCAGGCAGCAGCGCCGCUGCCGAGGACAUUGGCAGUCUCCACCAUCCCCGCAGCAAGUCGUACCAGGUCGUCGUGGGCGUGAUGCUGACCGUCAUGCUGGUCGUCAUCGUGGGCGUGGGCGUAGGUGUGGGCGUGGCGCUGAGCAGGAACUGA
This is a messenger RNA of Grosmannia clavigera kw1407, 1242 nucleotides long. RefSeq lists its product as uncharacterized. NCBI's taxonomy places the organism in Eukaryota, Fungi, Ascomycota, Sordariomycetes, Ophiostomatales, Ophiostomataceae. The record is from RefSeq and is a predicted model, not a curated record. The coding region runs from base 1 to 1242 and encodes 413 amino acids. The transcript has a single exon.